CAAGGGAUAUUCAAGGAACGGCGUACCAAUUCUGAACUCAACUUGCUCUCUUUUACACCCCGAGAUCCUCAACCAUUCAAUCCUCACACGCUCGUUUGGAGGAUCAACUAAACCACUCUUCAAGAAGAAGAGAAGCAUACACCUCUCUUAACUCUACAUCGAAGCAUAAUACGUCCUUCGCGCAUACGCACACCAACUCUUCUUCGUUCGGCCUUUGGCCUGUCAUUGCCGCUCGCUUUAUUUAAAACUUACAUAAGAAAACAAAAUGGAAGUGGGAAGUGCUAUGAAAGUGCUCUCCAAGAGAGAAUCCGAUGCACAGAAACUGUUAGAUUUGUUGGCAAAUCCUUUUCGAGCUCAGGUUUGUUCUCGCGAUACUUUUUGGUACAUGGAUCUCUAAUGUUGGAUAGUUAUCACAAAAUUCCGUUUAUGCAAGUUUCGGCACAUCGAUAGGAUUUACUCUAUUACUCGCGAUUGGUUUCUCUCUUCUUCGUCCUUAUAAUUCUGUCGUGUAUGCACCGAAACUCAAGAUCGCAGAUGAUAAACAUGCACCGCCGCCGAUGGGAAAGGGUCCUUUGGCUUGGUUGGGACCGGUGCUUAAGACGACAGAAUCUGAGUUGGUUAAUCUGAUAGGGUUGGAUGCUACAGUAUUUUUGAGAGUGUUGAGGAUGUGCCGGAAUAUUUUUCUUUGCAUAACGGUCGUGGGUUGUGGAAUACUGAUCCCGAUUAAUAUGAUUAAGGGGAAAUUCGGAUCAACGACGGAUUUCGUAACCAGGAUUACACCGAUCAAUGUUUGGGGGGCGAGUAAUUGGGGUAUGAGUAUCUGCGCGUGGUUGUUCGAUCUCAUCAUCAUUUUCUUCUUGUGGUGGAAUUACAGGGCGGUGCUCAAUUUGAGGAGAACUUAUUUCGAGAGUUCGGAUUACCAAGCCAGUUUACAUGCGCGGACGUUGAUGAUUAAUGAUAUUCCGGAGACGCUUCGAACGGAUGAGGGUAUUGGCAGGGUGAUUGAUGUGGUUGCGCCGCAAUCUUCAUUCUCUAGAACAGUGGUCUCGAGAAAUGUGAAAGAACUUCCGGAACUUAUCGAGCAACAUAAUCAAACCGUUCGUGAUUUAGAGGGGUAUUUGGCUAGAUAUCUCAGGGAUCCUGCGACUUUACCCGCAAAACGACCAGAAUGUACUCCUUAUAAAGAUGAUCCCAAUUUUGGAUCCUAUGUCCGAGGUCAAAAGCUCGAUGCUAUUGAAUAUCUCACUGCUCGUAUAAAGGAACUGGAAUUGGAGGUCAAAGAAGUACGUUUAUCCGUGGACAAUCGAAACCCUUUGCCGUAUGGAUUUGCAAGUUACGAAGCUAUCGAUGAAGCACAUGGUAUUGCGUUUGCAGCACGUAAAAAGCAUCCCAAAGGAACUACGAUUGUGCUUGCUCCUCGACCCAAUGAUAUUAUUUGGAAAAAUAUGCCCCUGAGCAGGCAGACGAGAAGGACGCGGAGAAUUAUGAACAACAUUUGGGUUACUCUACUCACGAUCGUAUGGAUGGCGCCAAAUGCUUUGAUUUCUAUUUUCUUGGUCAGUUUACCGAACUUGGGUAGUGUUUGGCCUGCAUUUCAAACAUCAUUGGCACAACACACUGUUUGGUGGUCUAUUGUUCAAGGUGUUGCUUCACCAGCUAUUACCUCAUUAGUUUAUCUAGUGCUGCCAAUCAUUUUCCGUCGAAUGUUGGUUAGAGCCGGAGAUCGUACGAAAACUGCCAGAGAACGACAUGUCACUGGAAAGUUAUAUACUUUCUUCGUUUUCAACUAUUUAAUUGUAUUUUCGAUUUUCAGUACUGUCUGGACUUUUGUUUCCACUGUCAUCAACAAAACUAAUGAUGGAACUACAACUUGGAAAGCUAUUUACGAUACUGAUUUAGGAUUAUUGGUCUUCAUUUCACUUUGUGAUAUCUCACCUUUCUGGGUCACUUGGCUACUUCAACGAAAUUUGGGAGCAGCUGUUGACUUGGCUCAGAUCUGGACUUUGGUAUGGAGUUUCUGUGCAAGAAAAUUCUCAAGUCCAACGCCUCGUGAGAUGAUUGAACUUACUGCGCCACCUGCAUUCGAUUACGCAAGUUAUUAUAAUUAUUUCUUGUUCUAUACCACGGUUACUUUGUGCUUUGGAUGUAUUCAACCUUUGGUCAUCCCGGCAGCUGCCAUUUAUUUCUCUCUGGAUGUUUUCUUGAAGAAAUACCUCUUGCUCUAUAUUUUCAUUACCAAGACAGAAUCUGGUGGUAUGUUCUGGCGUAUGCUCUUUAAUCGAAUAGUUUUCGCUUCAAUCCUGGCCAACCUUGUCGUCUUUCUCGCAACUUGGGUUCAUGGAGAUGGUUCACACAUGGAAGCUUACGCCGUAAUUCCUCUUCCGUUCUUCAUGAUUGGCUUCAAAUGGUAUUGCGCGCGUGCAUUCGACGACAAGAUUCACUAUUACAGUAUACGCAACAUGCUCAAAGAUCCGGAAGCUUCUCGUUCUAAAAUGGCUGGUAGUAAAGGUGAUCGUCUCGCUUCUCGCUUCGGUCAUCCAGCACUUUACAAACCACUCAUCACACCUAUGGUUCAUGCCCGAGCUCAAAAUAUCUUAGCUUCUGUCUAUGGCGGUCGUCUUACAGAAUCUAACAAUCCAGGUUCUGGGGAUAAUAUGUCGGUUUCCGGAUAUUCAGAUACGUUUGCCAUGGAUCCUAUGCGUGUUGGACAACCAGGUCGGUCCGCAAAAGGUGUUGUGCCUGGUUUUGAAAUGGUACCGGAAAAUCGUUUAGAUUUCUCAUAUUAUAAAGGUAGAGCGGAAUUUGCAGAGGAACAUGGUGGUUCAGGUGGAAUUUUUGGAAGAGCGGAAGAUAUUAUCAGAACGGAUACACCUGGUAGCUCGCGGUGGGGUCCAGAUUCAAGGCCGGGUACACCGACUCAUUCAGGUGGUAUGGGAACACCAACAAUACCAAAUUUCAUGUCAAGUCCUGGACCAGGAACGCCAGAUAGUGUGAGAGGAGAUGUAGGAAUGAGUGGAGGAAUGGGCAUGAGAUAUUUCGGAGAAAGGAAAGGUAGUUCGGGAGAAACGAUGAGCUUAGUACAUGGUGCGCAAGAUAUGCCUGCGAGUGCUGUGCCUGGAGUUCAGGAACGAGCGCCGGGUUUCUUGGGCGGUGGACAUCAGGGUUAUGGUAACAUACCGCAGGAGGAUUUGGAUGGAAGGGGGAGUGUUGAUCAUGAUCCGAUGGAUUAUGAUUAUUUCCGUUCGAGGAGGACUAGGAAUAAGAUGUGAGGAGCAUAGAUUAAACGAGAAGAGCAAAGAGCAGAAGGGUGUAUAACAGGAUAUGAAAGUGAAAUGAAAUGAAAUGAAAUGAAAUGAUAGAUAUUGGGAGGUGUUCUUGUCUUUUUUUAAAUUGCUUCAGCUUUACAUGAAGUAUUAGCGUCCUUUUUCCCCCCUCAGAUCGGAUGUAUGUAUGUGUGCAUGGAAUGGAUGGAUUGGUGGUAUGAUUGCAUGGUUGCUUGCUUGGUUGCUUGGGUAAUGGCGUUUCUUGGGUUCAUAGAGUCAGUCAAGUCGAGUCAAGUCGAAUCUUGGGAUUGGAUUGGAUUUUCGUGGGGAGGAGUGGAUGAUGGAUGGUGGAGAGAAAGAUAGAGUUGGUUUGUGGGGAUUGUGAUGAGUGGUUGGGGGAGAGCAGUGAGGAGGAGGGGGAUGAAU
Molecule: messenger RNA, 3689 nt
Organism: Sclerotinia trifoliorum
Lineage: Eukaryota; Fungi; Ascomycota; Leotiomycetes; Helotiales; Sclerotiniaceae
Source: the annotation of a GenBank genome assembly